UUGGUACAAUUGACUUAGACUCUAGGAAAACACCAAUUGUGGCCCACUUUGACGGAAGGAUUUGGCUCCCAGACUGUGGUUUGAGCUUGAGCUCCCUAAAGAAGAGAAAGGGAUUUCUAGGGGUAACAAGAGGAAUGGGACCCCAAAACUGAGACUCUGAGCUGAGCAGCCCCAGAAUGCCUGGCCUGUUGAACUGCUUCACGGGGGCAGCCCUGCCUCUCACCGCGUCUGACGUCACCUCCUACGUCAGCGGCUAUGCCCUGGGCCUCACGGCCUCCCUUACCUAUGGCAACCUGGAGGCUCAGCCCUUCCAAGGUCUCUUCGUGUAUCCGACGGAUGAGUGCACCACAGUGGUUGGUUUCGAAGCCGUCAUUGCUGACCGAGUUGUGACCAUACAGCUCAGAGACAAAGCCAAGCUGGACAGAAGCUACUUGGAUGUCCAAUCCGCCACUGUCACAGGGAACCUUCCAGAAGAGGAGAUUCCCAUCACACCGGGAAAGGUGACCUUGGAUGAGGAUCUGGAGCGGAUUCUGUUCGUGGUCAACCUGGGGACCAUUGCUCCCAUGGAAAAUGUCACCAUCUUCAUCAGUACCUCCUCGGAACUCCCCACGCUACCCAGCGGGGCCGUGAGGGUCCUUCUGCCGGCCAUCUGUGCCCCGACCGUGCACCCAUUCUGCGCCCACAGGUUUGGCUCCUCCAGACAACAGCCACGAGGCAAAGACCCACACUGCUUCGGCACCCAGUCCAAGGACUCCUAUAAGAGGCUGUGUCUGGCCACUCUCCUGGACACAAAGGUGACCAACCCAAUGGAAUAUGAAUUCAAAUUUCAGCUGGAAAUCCGCGGGCCAUGUCUGCUUGCAGGGGUGGAGAGUCCCACUCAUGAAAUCCGAGCAGAUGCAGCCCCAUCGGCCCACUCAGCCAAAAGCAUCAUCAUCACCUUGGCCAAAAAACAUACCUUUGACCGGCCGGUGGAGAUCCUUCUCCACCCCAGUGAGCCCCACAUGCCGCAUGUCCUGGUGGAGAAAGGGGACAUGACCCUGGGGGAAUUCUACCAGCACUUGAAGCGAAAAGCAGAUUUCGUUAGAGGAACAAAGAAGGACAACAUCGCUGAGCGGAAGACAGAAGUCAUCCGGAAGCGUCUCCACAAAGACAUUCCCCACCACUCAGUCAUCAUGCUCAACUUCUGUCCUGACCUCGAGUCCGUGCAGCCCAACCCCAGGAGGACCCAUGGGGAAUUUAUCUUCCUCAUCGACAGGAGCAGCAGCAUGAGCAAGACCAACAUCCAGUGCAUCAAGGAGGCCAUGUUGGUGGCCCUUAAGAGCCUCAUGCCAGCAUGCCUCUUCAAUGUCAUUGGUUUCGGAUCCACAUUUAAGACAGUCUUUGCUUCCAGUCAGAUCUACAAUGAGGAGAACUUGGCCCUGGCAUGUGAAUGCAUCCAGAGAAUGCGAGCUGACAUGGGAGGCACCAACAUAUUCUCCCCUCUGAAGUGGGUCCUCCGGCAGCCACUGCGCCAGGGUCACCCACGGCUCCUCUUCCUGAUCACCGAUGGGUCUGUGAACAACACCGGGAAGGUUCUGGAGCUGGUGCGGAAUCAUGCCUCUUCUAUCAGGUGCUAUAGCUUUGGAAUUGGACCCACGGUCUGCUACAGACUGGUAAAAGGGCUGGCGUCUGUAUCCAAGGGCAGUGCAGAGUUCCUGAUGGAGGGGGAGCGGCUGCAACCAAAGAUGGUCAAAUCCUUGAAGAAGGCCAUGGCCCCAGUGCUGAGCGACGUGACCGUGGAGUGGGUUUUUCCUGAGACCACGGAGGCCCUGAUCUCUCCUGUCAGCACCAGCUCCCUUUUCCCUGGGGAACGGCUGGUGGGAUAUGGCAUUGUGUGCGAUGCCUCCUUGUACAUCUCCAAUUCCAGAUCUGACAAAAGACGAAAGUAUGGCAUGCUGCAUGCUCAGGAGUCCAGCAGCUCUGUCUUCUACCACUCUCAGGACGAGGGACUCAGGCCAGGCAGCGGAAACUGUGCCAAGAACUUCAACCAGGGGCAGACCAAAGACGCCCAUCCAUGCAAUGGAGACUCCCUCUCCCAUCACGGUCUGGAUGGCUCCCGGCGUCGGAGGGCAUACAGCACUAAUCAGAUCUCCAGUCACAAGGCUUGCUCAAGGGCCACCACAGCCAGCGACCCCACUGGGACUACCAGGAGAUACCCACUUCGAAAAGCCAAGGUGCAAGACCUGGCCCAUCAGAGCAGCUCAGAGAGCCAGCAGUGGCAGAUUGAUCUGCAGAACCUCUUUGAACCUCAACUGCCUCAUCUACAAAAUGGGGAGAAUUGUGUGUAGAUGGCUGAGUCACACUAUCCAUCAGCAGAUAAGGAGUGGGAGCUGACUUCAGCUGGAGGAGGCAUUACUGGGUGUGGGGUGCGGUCCUGGCCCAAUGUCUGGCUGUAGCAGAUGCUCCUCCAUGGCAGCCGCAGCCCCUGAGUGCAUGAGCUGCCUUUCUUCUUUCAAGCUUACUCCUUAGCUCUUCCUCCUCUCCUGCCUGGCUUUCUCCUUCACUGCUGUCUUUCCCCAGCAUAUUCUCUCUCUCUCUCUCUCUCUCUCUCUCUCUCUCUCUCUCUCUCUGUGUGUGUAUGUGUGUGUGUGUGUGUGUGUGUGUGUGUGUGUGUGUGUGUGUGUGUGUGGUGUGUAGAUUCCCCAGAGACUGGUUAGGUGACAGGCUAGCGUGCAGAUGCCUCUGUUGCCAUGGAAACUGAGUCCAUUUCCCUCCGACCCAGUGUGGGUGAUAGUGAUAUUGGUAGAGAAUAUCUGUCUCUCGUGGGUGAAAAGGUCAGGGAGUUAUAGCUGGACACCUGCCCCCUCAGAGGCACCCUAGAAGUGGCCAGCCUCCUUUUCUUCCAUGCCCUAGAGACAGGAAGAUACCCCUUUGAUGAAGAGGCAUACCCCUAAUCCAUACUAAUACAUAUAUAAUAGCAUAAAAGGCCUCCAGGGUUUACUGAUACCCCUCACAUUUCAUCCCAGCCGGUAAGUGGUUAUGUCACUCCGUACCAGGACAUAACCCAUUUUAUGGGUAACAGGAAACCCAUUUUAGCUUACUGGUCUUCCAUCACAAAAGUAACACAUACUCGGCAUCUGGAACUAAAUCCUUCAAGCGGUUCAGUUGGGUAUAAAGUACAAGUAAAGUCUCCCUCCCCUACACUGACACCCACUUAAUUCCGAGUACGUCUUUCUAGAAAUACCAUGCGCAUACACGUAUACACAGAGCGCAUGAAUAUUUUAAUAGCUGUUUAUGCAAAUUGUCCUCCAACAUACCGUCUUAAUGUUUUCUUUAAAUACAUUUUCAUCUCAUUUGUUUCCUCCGUGUAUGUGACUGGGUGGGCAGGUGGGCGUGCAUGCCUCAGCACCGACAGGGAGGUUUGAGGAUAAUUCCUGGGAGUCGCUUCUCUCUUUCCACCAUGUGGGUCCAAGGAACCAAACUUAGGAGGUCAGGGUUGGUGGCCAUCCCCUUUACCAACUGGGACAUCUUACUGACCCUCUUAAUGUUGUUUAAGUUCAACUUUAUAUACAGUGAAAUCAUGGUUUCUUUCUGAUGAACAGUUGUCUGCCUCUGACAGUGUGAUCUGUCAUAAGUUUAAGGUGAUUUUUUUCUCAGAUAUCUUCCCACAGUGGUACGAAGAAAUCCUUCUUUUCAGUGCUGUAUAAUACUCCAUUACAUGGAUAUACCAUAACCUACUCCUUCUCCCCUGCUGAUGGAGAUGUAGGUUCCAGAUCUUUUUUCCUCCUAAAGUCAGGCUCUCUUUGUGUACCCCUGGCUGGCCUGGAACGUGGUACAAUAGACCAAGCUGGUUUCCAACUCACAGAGAUCUGCUUCCCUUGAUCCUAAGUACUGGGAUUAAAGGCAUGUGCCACCUCACUCAACUGUUUCCAGAUUUUUACUCUGAUUAUCAAUAUUGUAACAAACACACACAGCUUGCACAUGUUUAUUAGCAAAUACAGCACAGACCCUUGCAACCCCGUGGUUCCCAAGGGGUCGAAUUCGUAAGAGUAGGAUCAUCGUCUCAGCUCAUGGACUUCAAUCAGUGAUACACAGCCCGUCGUCCUGGUGUGCACUGCUGUAAAAGAGACCCUGACACACUGAGCAUUGUCACACAUUUAGCUACUUACCUGUCUCUAAUAUGGAAAAAAUUGUGACUUGUCUUAACUGCCAUGGCUCUAAGCAUCUCCACUUGGCUAAUAUGUUCAAUAUGAACUGCUUGUGGAUGAAGGCCCCCACUAUUCUAAUUUUGUAUUUUCCCUCCAAUUACAUGAGAGAGAAUUCGUUUCUCUUUUUAAGGUCAGAAUAAGAAUAGUUGUUUAUUGAGUACACCUGGAGAGGGCUAAUAGGCCGGGCAGUAAGUAGGUACCCCCCUCAGCUUAGGGCAAUGGGUCACAUGAGGCAGGGGGAUGGGAUGUCUCUCUGUGCUUGGAAGAAGUCCCCCUCCCGUGUGUAGCUUUUGGGCAUGUAGAUUGUGUCGUGAGGAGGAAGGCAGUCUGGGUAGGCUGGUAAACAAUGCUGGGAUCUUAGUGUGAGUCAGCAUGGUAGUGCCACCCAGUCUUGUAGCCUCUGCUGUACAAAUCAGGGCAGCCGUGGUCUGUCACCCAGCACUGGGCUGCAGUUGUGUGACAUCUAAGAAGCCUGACCUGAGACAAUCCCUGAGUCUCAUGGUAUGAAAGAACUCCUUUCAUGUGUGUGUGUGUGUGUGUGUGUGUGUGUGUGUGUCUGUGUGUGUGUAUGUGUGUGUGUAUGUGUGUGUAUGUGUGUGUGCACGCACACACACACAUGUGUUCGAGUGCGUGCCCUCUGUGCACUGCAUUACACACAAACACACAUGGUAAAGAAAUUUAAAAACAUUAAGCAAGCUUGUGUUUUCAUAGAAUUCAGUGGAUCCUGAAUUCCAAGAGCAUUUUCUUUUUUCUAAAAAGAGAGAGAGAGAGAGAGAGAGAGAGAGAGAACUCCAUCAUACAUGUUGCAAGGAUAUUUCCCAUCUACCCCUUGGCUUUCGGAGGCUUGUUUAUAACAAGCCCAAGAACAGAGAGAUGAAAUUAUCAAAACAGACUGUAAAGUCCACAAACAAAACCAAACACACAUGCUGGCUCUGUGAGAAUCGUGUGUUGAACUGAUAAGAUCCAGAGAGCCCCGCUACAUUCCGUAAACAGCGCUGAGGUCUGAAGCACUCGGGAAAUCAAAGUAAAAGCUAGUUCCUAUCUCCUUACAGGAAAAGUCCCAGAUGAAUCAAAGGCUUAAAACACACAAACAACCAAAAAAACUCAAAACUUCUAGAAGAUUUUCUUGGGGGUGGGAAAGACCUUUUAAGCAUGCCAUAUGGGGAGAUAGAUGUAGGGGGAAGGUUGGUAAUUUUAACUACGCACAAAAAAGGUUUUAAGCUCUCUGCCAGAAAAGAAAGUAGGUUUGGAAUUAUCCGUGGUAUGAGGUUUUCUGUGCUUUGGAGUUGACCAUGGCCUGGAAUCUUUCUGGUUUCUGUUUCUCAAGGGUGGUGGGGACUAGGUCCAGGGUCCCUGGGUCCCUGAGAGGCCUGACCUGUGGAGAAAGAGAGAGAUCACUGGGGGUUGGAGGAGGGAAGAGAGGGAACUGUUGGGGGAAGCAGAAGGAGGCUCUUGCCACAUGAACUUCACCUCCUUUAUUUUCCCCCUCUUCCUCUUUCCAUCCUCCUAAUUUUCUUCUUCCUCCCUCCUUUUUCCUCCUUCCUUCUCCUUCCUUUCCUCAUCCCUCCCUCCCUCCCCUCCGCUCCCCAUGCCCUCCUCCUUCCCUCUCCCUCCUCCCUCCCCUCCUCUUCCUCC
Molecule: messenger RNA, 5822 nt
Organism: Rattus norvegicus (Norway rat)
Lineage: Eukaryota; Metazoa; Chordata; Mammalia; Rodentia; Muridae
Source: RefSeq, a predicted model, not a curated record